Fusarium subglutinans is the source of this 969-nucleotide messenger RNA. RefSeq names its product nitrogen metabolic regulation nmr. The record is from RefSeq and is a predicted model, not a curated record. The coding region runs from base 1 to 969 and encodes 322 amino acids. NCBI's taxonomy places the organism in Eukaryota, Fungi, Ascomycota, Sordariomycetes, Hypocreales, Nectriaceae. The transcript has 3 exons.
AUGACCACCAAAAAGCUCAUAGUCAUCAUCGGUGCAACAGGCGGCCAAGGAGGAUCAGUCGUCAACUCUUUUCUCAAUGAUCCAGAAUGGCACGUUCGUGGCAUCACUAGAAGCCCUUCGAGCCAAAAAUCAAAGAACCUCGAGACCCGCGGUGUCGAAGUAGUCCAAGCCGACUUGGACGACAGGGUCUCACUAGCCAAAGCCCUCCAAGACGCAAAUGCCAUAUUCGCAGUCAGCGACUUUUGGGGUAUCUACAACGAUCCAAAGAAUCAAAAUAAACCAAAGCCGGGACAGGCUCUCAACGAGUGGACAAAGGUACAAGAAACCCAGCAACUCAAGAAUAUCAUCGAUGAAGCUGCCAGAGUAUCAAGUCUGGAACGUUUCAUCAUGUCUUCACUUCCGGGGCCGUCGAAAUUAUCGGGUGGAAAGUACACAAAUGUCUGCCAUCACGACUCCAAAGCAGAUGCAGAAGAGUACGGUGAACAAAGCCAGCCAGAGCUUUGGGCUAAGACGAGUGUAUACCUCCCUGGAUACUUUCUCAGCAACUUCUUGACUCAUCCAAUGGCUCAGCCAACCAAGUUCGCAAACAACCUAGACCUCGAUGCCAAGGUUCCCCUGAUAUCACACGAUCAAGAUUCUGGUCCGUUCGUCAGAGCCCUAAUUCAAAACCCUCCGGGGAAAAGCGUCGUCGGAUAUCGUGCUUGGAUCACACCGCGGGAAUUCGUACGAAUAUUCAGUCAAGUCACGGGGUACAAGGCUGAAUCACUACAUAUACCACCCGGAGAGUUUUCUUUUGAUUGUAAAGAAGAGUUAAGGGCUGAAUUACAGGACAACUUUGCAUUCGCUAAUGAAAUUGGACUUCAUGGCGGUGAUGAUUCUCCUGCUGUUCAUCCCAACGAGCUGAACCCGCCUCCUCAACUUGGAAGCGUCGAAGAUUGGAUCAGAGAGCAAGACUGGCCCAAGGUUUAG